Nelumbo nucifera (sacred lotus) is the source of this 1834-nucleotide messenger RNA. It is a transcript of the gene C4H, whose product is annotated as cinnamate-4-hydroxylase. Gene Ontology annotation, biological process: lignin metabolic process. The record is from RefSeq and is a predicted model, not a curated record. Gene Ontology annotation, molecular function: trans-cinnamate 4-monooxygenase activity; iron ion binding; heme binding. NCBI's taxonomy places the organism in Eukaryota, Viridiplantae, Streptophyta, Magnoliopsida, Proteales, Nelumbonaceae.
CAAUCCAUCUCCCAGGCAGCAGGCCCAGUACCAAGUCCCCAACUACUCAGGACACGGAACCAUGGAUCUCCUUCUCUUGGAAAAAUCCCUUAUAGCCCUUUUCUUCGCCAUUGUUCUCGCUAUCACCAUCUCUAAACUGCGGGGUAAGCGUUUCAAACUUCCCCCUGGUCCUAUCCCUGUUCCCGUAUUCGGUAACUGGCUCCAAGUUGGAGAUGAUCUGAACCACCGCAACCUAACCGAUUUAGCCAAGAAAUUCGGCAAUAUAUUCUUGCUUCGCAUGGGCCAACGUAACCUUGUGGUGGUCUCCUCACCCGACCUCGCUAAAGAAGUUCUGCACACUCAAGGUGUAGAGUUCGGAUCACGUACCCGUAACGUGGUCUUCGAUAUCUUCACUGGUAAAGGCCAAGACAUGGUGUUCACGGUCUACGGUGAGCAUUGGCGCAAAAUGCGACGAAUCAUGACCGUCCCCUUCUUCACGAACAAGGUGGUCCAACAGUACCGUUUCGGAUGGGAGGACGAAAUUGCUCAAGUGGUCGAGGAUGUGAAGAAGAACCCGGAGGCGGCGACUAAUGGAAUCGUCUUGAGGAAGCGGCUGCAAUUGAUGAUGUACAAUAACAUGUACCGUAUCAUGUUCGACAGGAGGUUUGAGAGUGAGGAUGACCCCUUGUUUGUGAAACUCAAAGCAUUGAACGGGGAGAGAAGUAGGUUGGCUCAGAGCUUUGAGUACAAUUAUGGAGAUUUUAUUCCCAUUUUAAGACCUUUCUUGAAAGGAUAUCUGAGGAUUUGUCAGGAGGUCAAGGAAAUGAGGUUGCAGCUCUUCAAGGACUAUUUCCUAGAAGAGAGGAAGAAGCUUGCAAGCACGAAACCCACGGACCACAAUGGGCUAAAAUGCGCCAUAGAUCACAUCCUCGACGCCCAGCAGAAGGGGGAGAUCAACGAAGACAACGUUCUGUACAUCGUCGAGAACAUCAAUGUUGCCGCGAUCGAGACGACGUUGUGGUCGAUUGAGUGGGGAAUUGCAGAGCUAGUGAAUCACCCAGAGAUCCAGAAGAAGCUUCGAGAUGAGCUUGACACAGUGCUUGGACCCGGUGUACAAAUCACAGAGCCCGACACCCACAAACUCCCAUACCUUCAGGCCGUGAUCAAGGAAACUCUGCGGCUUCGCAUGGCGAUUCCCUUGUUGGUACCACACAUGAACCUCCACGAUGCCAAGCUUGGUGGAUACGACGUUCCUGCCGAGAGCAAGAUCCUUGUGAACGCUUGGUGGCUUGCUAACAACCCGGCGCAAUGGAAGAACCCAGAGGAAUUCCGACCAGAAAGGUUCCUAGAGGAAGAAUCCAAGGUGGAGGCCAACGGGAAUGAUUUCCGGUACCUCCCAUUCGGUGUUGGGCGGAGAAGCUGCCCUGGAAUUAUACUAGCGCUGCCAAUCCUUGGUAUCACAUUGGGUCGUCUGGUGCAGAAUUUUGAGCUCUUGCCACCUCCAGGACAAUCGAAGCUUGACACCACAGAGAAGGGUGGGCAAUUCAGCUUGCACAUACUGAAACACUCCACCAUUGUGGCAAAACCAAGAGUAUUUUGAUUGCGAGCUUAUGUAUCAUUUUCUUUAUUUUUCUCUUCUUAAUUAAAUUUGUCUUCUAUUGUGAGUUUAUUUACAAAUUACAAUCAUUAUGGCCGGUGAAUGAAUUCAGAAUUCGGUGGAGGUGGUGGACGAUGUAAAAAAAAAAGUUGAUACGCUAAAUUUACGCCAUUACCCGGGCGUAACCCGUGACCAUGUACGGAUAUGUAAGGCCUAAGGAAUAUAUAUUGCAAUGUGUACCUUUUUUCAGCAAAAAAA